Molecule: messenger RNA, 1969 nt
Organism: Clunio marinus
Lineage: Eukaryota; Metazoa; Arthropoda; Insecta; Diptera; Chironomidae
Source: the annotation of a GenBank genome assembly
GGAAUUUUAUUUCCAUAAAUCAAUUUGUGACUGAAGUGAAGUUCAUAGAGCAGAAGAAUUUUUUUACUCGCCACUAAGUUAAAGUUGUUUUCGUUGUUGGCCAGAGAAGUGAAAAUAAAUUGAUUUUCAUAAAAACUUUGUGAGCUUUAAUUUAUGGCCAAUGCAACGAGAUGAAGUGCAUUGUGCCAGUGAGAAACGAGAAUAUGUUGAAUGUGGAAUGAAAUAUUUUCUCGACUUGUGAUUUAAAAUCGAAACUGAACGGAAUAAAGUUGAAAAUUCCCGACAAAUCCCUCAAGGGACGAGUGGGAAAUCUACAGUUUAUGAUAGUUUAAUUAAAAAGUUUAAAGGCAGAUCGAAGAUAAAAAUAAAAAAAGAAAUCGAAAUUGAAAAGCCAACAGUUUUUAUUGCUACAAAAUAUUUCAAAUCUGUUGUUGUGGUGCAAAUGAGAGCGAAAAGAUUUUCACUCAACUUUCAUUGAGCUUCAUUUGCCAAGUUAAGUUUCUUUUCGCUUUCAUCUUUAUGAUCAACUUUAAAACAAAAGCCGGCGAAUUAUACUCUGAAUCGGAUAGUUGGUGUAAUUUGAAGCAGUAAAUUGGAUUAAGAAACAAAAUAUCUUCUUCAAAUGGGAAAUGAAAUCGCUUCUUCAUCUUCUUCUCAUGCAUCGAUUAACAUCGUCAUCCGUUCAUGAAACAUGUCACAGCUCCAAAAGUCGGCAUCAUUUCGAUCACGAAUACCUGUCAGAGCUCGAAUCCCUCAGAGACGAUGUUCAAGUCCCCAGCCGAUCUCAUCAUCAAAGUCACGACCAAAUAAGAAAAGUUCAAAAUUCUUUUACGAUCGUUAUUACUCGUCGUCAAGUUUCUCCAGCAGUGAUGAGUCUCACGAGUCCGAAGAACCUUUGCAGUCUUUAUUGAAGAAAUCUGCUGCUGCAUCGUCAUCAAUUGUCGUGUCUCAAACAAACGGUUCAACAGAUGCGAUGAGUCUUAAUGGAUUGUUAGACAACGUCAGCAUAGGCAGCUUUUCGACUCAGCAUAGUCCGCAGUCACCAACGAGGAGUCACCGUUUUCAAGAUCCACAAUCGACAGAGGAUGCAGUUCGUCUUCCUUAUCAUGCUCCACUUUCUAGUUAUGAAUCGCUCGAUAAAUUUAAUUGCACAUCAGACACACUGAAGAUGACUGAAGACUAUCACCAACAGAAACAAAACCUCAUCAGUACAAUGACUAGGAUUUCGAGUUGUGAAAUCAUUAACGUGGAUUCUCUUAAACGUAAACCGUUGGUCAAUCAACUUGAGUUAAUUAACAAUAAUUACAAAGUAUUGAAUAAUUUAAUCGAUGACGAUUUCAAUAAAAACAAUUCAAUGAGUCGUCGAAGUAAUAAAAGUGACGAUUACGAAGCUGUUGUGAAUGCAGAUGAUAAUAAUGAACAAGCUGUAAACAAGCAGAAACAGCUUAGCGACUGGUAUUACAUUAAAACUAGUCCCAAGCCGAAACCUGCGAGUCCAUAUGAGAGACGAAAAGUGAAGAACUUUAAUCAACAAACUUCACCAACUUCAAAAGCAUUUCAUCCUUCCAUUGAUUCAUUCAACAGUCGAAAGUCAAGCGAUUUAAUUGGUUCAUGUAACGAGAACGACAAUCAAUUCAUUCCUAUCCAAAAAUAUCGUAGCAAUGACUACAUCGAGCAUCAUUCAAGUCAACAAAAUCAAUUCCACGAGGAAAAAUCCCCGCUUCAAACACACAAAUGCUUCAGCAUGAAGUACUCGAGAAACCCAUCGGGCAGAAGCAAUGAAACGAAAUUUGGUGAAAUGACUUCCAGCAGCUUCGAACACGUUAAUGUCAUGGGAAUGUAUGAAAAUCGUUUUUCUGACAAUGAUCUGAGAGUCAAUGAUGACGAUUAUGUUCAAAGUUUGCGUUUGGCAGCUGCAAGAAUGCGACCACUUCCGGCACCGCCAUCAAUAAAUAAUCAACAACUUCAG